This is a messenger RNA of Lentinula edodes (shiitake mushroom), 789 nucleotides long. RefSeq lists its product as uncharacterized. The record is from RefSeq and is a predicted model, not a curated record. The transcript is spliced from 2 exons. Lineage: Eukaryota; Fungi; Basidiomycota; Agaricomycetes; Agaricales; Omphalotaceae. The coding region runs from base 96 to 716 and encodes 206 amino acids.
UUCCAUCGACCAGGUUCGGAAACUCUUACUUUUACCUUCCCCGACAAUAUACUGCACAAUGUGGCACGGAUCAACACUAUCUCACCUGCGGUCCAAUGAACGAAACGAUACCAGGAACCAAUUUCCAAGUCCAGUCGACGUAUCAAGAAGCAUAUGGUCAAACACGAGAGAUGUUCACCACAGUAGCUGGUUACGUCGCCUACGCAGGCACGUAUAAAUGUCUUGAUACGAAGGCGUUUGCACCCCAAGGGAUGGUACUCCCUGCCGGUCUACCACCUGGACCCAUCGCACACAACGCUUCCCAGAGCCCUCAUGCAAUGUCGAAACGAGGGUUCCCUUCUCACAAAGAGCUCUGCAUUUUGUAUGAAAAGGGCGAGCUUCAUGUCGAAUUCGCUAUAUUUCAAUGCGUAAAUUACAACAAUGAACUUGCGGCAGCUCUCAAGCAGUACCAACAAGGUGUCAACGGUUCAGAGAAACGAGUCGAGUCGCACAGAAAUAGUCGAGAAAGUGAUAAACGGCAACGCGGCAACUCGGGUAGCAAGGAUGUUGGAUAUUUUCACUCUGAUCAACCUUCAAACUCUAAACGAAGGAAGAUAACCACCAACUCAGGCUCUACGGAGAGGACGGUACUCGUAGCUUCAUCUCCACAACAGGACCGAAAAGCAAUCUGUUCAGACACAACAGAUUCGGUGGGAGACACAUCGGAUGAAGAGUGAACUUUGUUAUUCGAGGGAUAGCGUUUCUGUCAAAAUUAUUAUAUAGUAAUACGGAAUUCCUUUUGGGUCAAUC